Hyaloscypha bicolor E is the source of this 970-nucleotide messenger RNA. RefSeq lists its product as uncharacterized. The transcript has a single exon. The record is from RefSeq and is a predicted model, not a curated record. The coding region runs from base 189 to 737 and encodes 182 amino acids. Lineage: Eukaryota; Fungi; Ascomycota; Leotiomycetes; Helotiales; Hyaloscyphaceae.
UCUCUAUUUUGGGCCAACUCAAAUGUUCGAACUUUAUUGGGCCAGGGUCGAAGAGGAAACCUACCAACAAUCGCGGCUAUAGGACCACUUGGAAAGUCCACACGCCAUGGAAGGUCAAGUUGAAGAAACGGGCUUGUCGUCAAGUCUCGAAGUCGAGCAAUCUUGAAGCGCGAGACAGCAUUCCUGGAAUGGCCGCGACGUUAGGGUCGCUGAAGGCCAGCACGACCUGCCACUCUUCCGGACUGCCAAUCAAAGUUCGACGCGGGUGGUUUGGCCUAAGCGUGCAGGAAAGCGAUGUACUAUGUACAGUACAGUACAGUACUGGCACAGCGUCUGACAAGAUUUUAGCGUCCGGAAGAACAUGCGGGUUGAAACAGAAUUUGGGCAUCCAUAGCGGUCUGAGCAUCACCUCACCGCUCGGCCACUGCCGCCACCCGCGGAUGAGGCCAAGAACAGGCCGAGUUUGGGGUCUCGGCUCUCGCGAGUUUGGAAUCUCUGGUCGCUACUGUACGUACAGUAUCGUAGUCCUUCGAGCCGACGAUUCCACAUCCCACGGGGGUGAGGGGAUCGUCUGUUUGAUACUCCGAACAUCUCCUGUAGUGCGAGACGCGAGAGGUUUCCCCCCUCCAAGGCUGGGCACGCAAGUGGCGGCCCCUUGGCGAGGCCAGGCGUUUAAAUGCCCCUGCCCCCAACCCCCCGUUUACGGGGCUCUUUUUAGCUCUGACAGGGGCCGUUGAGGUCCGGGCGGUCCCUGGCCUAUCGCCCCCGACACCGAAGGCCCCCGCCGGGACGCCUAAUCUCGGCGCAUCCAAUCAGCAGCCGGCAAAUGCCUCUCGCCGCUGGAAGGCCUCCAUCGCCCAGCGCGCUUCCAACCGCUGCCGCCAUUGACAUUAUUUUCAGCAGCCACCCGUCCUGGCCACAUUUGGACGGACGCGGAUGUCCAGUAUAAGAGUGUUCCAAGUUCCCCAAA